Messenger RNA from Cladocopium goreaui, 584 nucleotides. The record is from the annotation of a GenBank genome assembly. NCBI's taxonomy places the organism in Eukaryota, Dinophyceae, Suessiales, Symbiodiniaceae.
AUGUUGCAGACCAUCCCAACUGGAUACUUUAGGGAGGAAGAUGACUUCAACACACGCAGAAAGUGCAUCGACAAUGCUCCCUUGAACACUUCCCAGUUCUGUACCACACACGGUGGUUACUGCCCCCUGCUCAGGGAGGUAGACGUGGACAUGUCAGGUCUCCCAUGCGAAGACAACUCCCGAGCGAAUUUCAAAAGGAAGUUCCUCCAAGGGGGGAAAUUUGGAAGUUGCUACUUGGUUUGGGCCAAGCAACACCGUCAUAUGAGGACUCCUUUGCUGAUCUUGGAAAACACCCCUGACAUCAAGGCAAACGAGAUCUUGGAACUUCUGGGUGGGGAAUAUCGGAUGCUGCAGCUUUUCGUGGAACCGUGGCAUGCGGGUGACCGUGUAGAGUACAGUUUGACAUGGUCAGCUCACAGUGGUCGGAUACCGACAUUCCGGAAGACCUCUGCCAAGUUUGUUCACCGACAAUCUAUGAAACUACUGACAGGGCAGGACAAGCUUGGGGCUUUAGCGUGGCCAGUAACCAAAUCGGUUGCCAGCAAUUUGGGGACCACGGUCAUGCCAAGCAUUGACCCGCAGAG